AUGAGCGCAUCGGAGAAGACGACGGCGGCGGCCAGUAUUUCAACGCUACCCUUUCAUCUUCUCCCCAAAGACAUUAUCGUCGACAUCCUCUCCAAACUUCCUGCUAAAUCCCUAGUACGAUUCAAGUGCGUUUCUAAAUUCUUUUGCGUUCUCAUAACCGCUGAUCAUGGCUUUAGCGUUCUUCAUCGCAGCGUGUCCUUGACCCUUCCAAGUAGGGCGGGGAUCCUCAUCGUUAUCAUACCUCGAACGCCGCACUACACCCGUUCCCUCCCUGUGUUUUACACUAUAAAUUUCAGCGAAGAAAACCGGCGGCCGGGAAAGCAGCUCCAAGCCAACCGUGUUGGCUACUUGGACGGUGAACCCUAUGCAAUAGACCAUCUACGCUCCUCCUCUGACGGCCUGGUUUGUCUGCAUAGAAACAACAGACACGUUGUUGUUUGCAACGUUAGUACGAGACAGCGUAUUUCCCUCCCAAGAAUCCCAUCCGACUCCCCAUCUAACAUAACCUAUGCAAUGUUAGGGUUCGAUUCAAAAUCUAAAAGAUACAAGGUUUUGGUGUCAGCCCCCAAUCGAUACAAGUAUAAGCAUUGGGUUUUGACUGUGGGAGUGGAUAAAUCCUGGAGGGAGAUCAACAACGACAGUUGUUCUCACCUCUUUCACAUCACCCUUGAUAGCCUUGGCUACCCAAACUUUUCUGAUACUAGUGUCUACAUUGACGGCGUUAUCUAUUCUUAUAAUUACAAUUGGCGGAUUAAAGUUCACCCAGCUCGCUUUGGUAUAGUGGCAUUUGAAGUUGGGUCGGAGAGUUUUUCUGUGAUACCUCUUCCACGUGAAAUUUCAUCUGGAAAUUAUUCUAGACAUAAUUAUUCUAGACAUGCAUUUGGGUUGCUACAAGUUGAUGGAGGUCGGCUGGCUAUUGUUCGCAAAAUAGACGAGUGCAUGAAUCUUUGGACUUGGGAGAAAUUUAAGAAAUGUUGGGAGAGGAGUAUUACUAUCAUUCCAUUGAAAGAGAGUAGCACAAGCAACCUGCAAAUGCGCUUUACUACCAAUCAUGUUGGUGAGAUUGUGUUGUUAUUUAUAAAUAUAAAACAACUUUCCAUUUUGAUUUAUAACUUGAAAAGUAAGGUUUGGAGAAAAUUUGAUGUUGGUGGAGUUGAAGAAUUUCCAACUGUUUUUGAUGUUAGAAUGUACAGGACUAUGGACAAUGUGUUUUCUUUGGAGGAGAAAGAUUUAAUAAAAUGCUAUGUUUAA
Molecule: messenger RNA, 1251 nt
Organism: Ipomoea nil (Japanese morning glory)
Lineage: Eukaryota; Viridiplantae; Streptophyta; Magnoliopsida; Solanales; Convolvulaceae
Product: putative F-box protein At3g52320
Exons: 1
Coding region: 1-1251 (416 amino acids)
Molecular function (GO): protein binding
Source: RefSeq, a predicted model, not a curated record